This is a messenger RNA of Siniperca chuatsi (mandarin fish), 2319 nucleotides long. It is a transcript of the gene nudt22, whose product is annotated as nudix (nucleoside diphosphate linked moiety X)-type motif 22. Bases 847 to 2133 code for a protein of 428 amino acids. Gene Ontology annotation, molecular function: GDP-mannose hydrolase activity. The transcript has 7 exons. The record is from RefSeq and is a predicted model, not a curated record. Lineage: Eukaryota; Metazoa; Chordata; Actinopteri; Centrarchiformes; Sinipercidae.
CAUUGCGACCAUAUGAAAUGUAAAUAACAACCAUUAAGUUUAAAAACAUGAGCCCACUAAACUACACCAAUAAGGUACAUUAAUAUUUUAUAUCUAGGAUUUUUGGACAUUGCAUUUAUUUAUUAUUGUACUGUAACAUAUUGCACUAUAUCAUCUACAUUUAAUUCAGCACUUCUGAACAAAAGUAUUACAGAUUUAUUAAUAACACGCAGGCUUCUUGGACUUUUACUGCACACAUAAAAUCACAUAAAAUUUGUCAAGAGGCAAAACACCUGCUGUGACAUCAGACUGGGGUGUGGCCAAAGGCACAAUUUGGGACAGCACAGCAGCAGCAGUUGUCUGCCCUUUGUGAUAGUGUUCACUUACUGUUUAAACAAAUCACAUCCAUGGCAAGUAAAAAAAAAAAAAAAAAAAAACCUUCUUCCAUGGACAAACUGUGUUGGAAGCAAAACUGCCAGAAAACAGAAGUGGCCAUCACUGUUGACUGAAAUAUUACUUGACAUCCUCCACUCUCCAUGAAAGGCCGAUACCAGUGAUUUUUAUUGUCUUUGACCAAUAUCUGGGCUAGUCUCCUCCUGAUACCAACAGGUACUUUUAAAGGCCUGGCACACCCACACAGGUGUUUUCAGUUAUUCUGAUUAGACCUCUGCUGGUAAUUACAUGUUGUCACCAAACUCCAUGUACAACGGUAAAGAUGUAAGUUUUUACAGAUGACAAAGCUGACAGGGGAGUAAAGAUGAUGUCAGUCAAGGACAAUUUGUACACAUCCGAACAGUAGUGAGAAGAGCUUCAAUCAGAACCGCAGGAGUGAAGAGAAGUGACGACUUCCAUAAUCCACAGUGCGAGAUGAUGGACUCCGAGGUGUCUGUGCUGCUGCACUGUGCAGCCUGGAGAGGCCUGCUGGAGCCUCAAGUACAAGUGGAGCUCUCUGAAAGAUUUAACAGGCGGACAGAUCCGGCUCUGGAGCGUGAAAUAGAGGCGGUGUGGACCGAGCGGGUGUCCAAGGAGCCGUGGCUUUUCAACGGGUCCAAAUUCAGACUGCACUCCUUCUGCUUGGCCUCUCCUAUGCAUGCCUCAUCCUCCUGUCUUCCUCCUAAACGCCCACCCUGCAGGGGGGCUCCUGGACCCCACGUCCCUGUCUUAGACCGCGCAGAGGAUCAGGAAGGGGAAUUAAACAGCAGACAGGAGGAGAAUUUGUGUAGCAGCGAUUCUUUGCAUGACAUUGCUCAGAACAGUCUGGACGAAAGAAACAGACCCGUGAAGCAGGCAGAAAAUGUAGAUAGUGUCAUCAACCAGACAGCCGGUGCGUGGUCACGAGCUUCCUCCACUUGUGACUGCAGAGAAUCUCAGGCCUCCACAGCUGAACUUCCUUCACACAAAAACACAGAUGAGCAAGAGACUGGGCCGCUCCUCACUCUGAGACUAGGCCUGACUUGCUACAGGGACUACCUGGGAACAAACUGGUCGUGUCGAGUGGCAGAGCUACGUCGGCGUGGAGAGGUGGAGUUUGGUGAUCCUCUGGCGCUGCUGGCUCAGCCUCUGGGUGUGGGUGCCGUCCUGUGUACAGCUGACGGCCAGGUGGUGUUGAUCAGGAGGAGCCAGAGGGUGGCGGAGGCAGGGGGGCUCCUGGACAUCCCCGGAGGUCACCCAGAGCCCAAGGUGGUGUGUGAGCAUCUGGGCCAGGCAGUGUGUGAGGAGCAGAUCAGUGUGGACAUGAUGCAGCAGAGGCCCGUCGUCUCAGAGCUGUUCUCGUCUGUGUGCGCUGAGAUCAGAGACGAGGUGAAUAUUCCUCUGAGUUCCCUCGGAGAGCCUGUCCUGAUGGGCGUCGCUCUGAAUCACACCAGCGCCGGCAGACCCAGUGCUGAGUUCUACGUCAGUUGCUCUUUGACGUCUGAUGAAGUCAGAAAGUUGUACUGGAAAGGAGGAGCAGAGGCCCACGAGUCCACAGAUAUCAUCUUCCUCAGCAGAACAGAGGUGUUGCAGCUGGACAGAAACAGCCCUCUGUGGUUGGAGCUGUGUCCUUCAGCUAAAGGAGCCGUGCUGCUUUAUCAGACAGUGGAGCCUGAUGGAGAGCGAGGCCCGAACAGACGACAUGACACUCAGCUCAUCGCAUCAGAAAAUGGAUCCGCAUGAUCAAAUGUAUAAUACACAAAGAGAAACAUUUCAUCAAAGUUCAGGGAUUUAUUACUCUUUGACUUUAAGCACUCUCUGACCAUAACUGUGCAAAAUACUGUAUAUUUUUAAUCAUUUGUACACUGUACAGUAAAAACAUGACGCAAUUUUAAAAAAAAUAUUUUGAAUAAAAAUCCUAAAAAAUGA